AAGCUCAGAGGAGUCACUUGAUAAGAGGUCGAGCAAACCAAGUGGUGGAGAUUCCCUCUGCAUUGGUUAAAGGAUGACAAUCUGCUGCAGCUAGAAGAGACUUUAAGGAAGGGCAACAUAUCUAAACGAGCAGCAUUCAGAGGACAUCUGUGUGUUUUCCAGACAACACAACAAUGUGGGCAUCUCUGCCAGCUAGGCUCUUCUUGUUCCUCUCUGUUUUAUUCCUCUAUGGAUGCAAGUGCGCUUCUGGUUUCGCCUGUCCGAGGAUCUGCCGCUGUUUCUACAACACAAUCCGGUGUAACAAUGUGACAGAGAUGUCAGCUCAGACGACCGACCACAGAGACAAAAGACUGUUGUUCUAUCACUUGACUUUGCACACUAUUUCAAGCCAUUCUUUUGAGGGUUUGAAAGGAGUCCAGAGGAUUGAGAUUACUCAGAGUAUAACCCUGGAAACCAUUGAGGCUUUAGCGUUUAAUAACCUUUCCAACCUCUCUGAAAUCUCAAUCCAGAACACCAGGAGUCUGAUGCGCAUUGGCAGAAGGACAUUUAACAACCUCCCCAAACUACAUUACCUAAGCAUCUCAAAUACUGGGAUAACCAUUUUUCCUGACUUUACAUCCAUCAAUUCUCUUGAAUCAGAGUUUAUCUUGGAUAUCUGUGACAACCUGUAUCUAGUGGAAAUACCUCCAAAUGCUUUCACUGGAAUGACAAAAGAAUACGUCACAAUGAACCUGUACAACAACGGCAUCAGAGAAAUACACGACCACGCCUUCAACGGGACAAAGAUAGAUAAACUGGUAUUAAAGAAUAAUCGGAACCUCAGAGUGAUCCACAGAGAUGCUUUCAAAGGAGCCAUGGGCCCUGGAGUUUUGGACGUGUCUGCAACAGCUCUCGCAAAGUUACCGCCACAGGGACUGGAGUCAGUCCUGGUGCUGUUAGCUCAAUCAGCGUACGCCUUGAAGAGUCUGCCUCCUCUGCAGGGACUGUGGAGCCUACGAGAGGCCCACCUCACCUACAACAACCACUGCUGCGCUCUGCUGAGCUGGAACACCCACAGGGACUUUCCCAUUAAUUCUGCAUGGAAUAAUGGCUCUACAUAUUGUGAUGAGAGUGACCCAUCAGCAAGGGUCCAGCGUGUCAUCGGAGGCUCAGCAGACAACACCCUAGUUAUGGAUAUGCCAGUUUUCUCAGACGUUGAUCUGCUUGUGGAGGACGAAGUCUUCGGAAACGUGAAUUUCCAUUAUCCGGAGCUGGACGCCUGUCAGACCAGACCAGCUUUGGUUUGCACGCCUGAAGCAGAUGCUUUCAAUCCCUGUGAGGACAUAGCGGGAUUCAGUUUUCUCAGAGUUGCCAUUUGGUUCAUCAACAUACUGGCCAUCACAGGUAACCUGACGGUGCUCCUGGUCUUCUUCACCAGCCGGAACAAGCUGACGGUGCCUCGCUUCCUCAUGUGACACCUGGCUCUUGCAGACCUCUGCAUUGGGGUCUACCUUCUGAUGAUCGCUACCGUCGACUUGCGCACACGCGGUCACUACAGUCAGCAUGCCAUCGAAUGGCAGACAGGGCCUGGCUGUAGUGCUGCAGGCUUCCUGUCUGUGUUCGGUGGGGAGCUGUCAGUCUACACACUCUGCAGCAUCACCCUGGAGCGCUGGCACACCAUCACCAACGCUAUGCAGGUAGAGCGCCAUCUGGUGCUCACACAGGCGGCGAGUAUAAUGGCGGCCGGCUGGCUCAUCUGUCUGGGGAUGGGGAUGCUGCCCCUGGUCGGCGUGAGCAGUUACACCAAAGUCAGCAUGUGCUUACCCAUGGACAUCGAGACACCUCUGGCUCAGGCCUUCAUCAUAAUCAUCCUGCUCUUCAAUGUAGCCGCCUUUGUCGUCGUGUGUGUUUCUUACGUGCUGAUCUAUCUGGCUGUAAAGAAUCCUGACAUCCCCGGAAGAAGUGCAGACACCAAGAUUGCAAAGCGCAUGGCCGUGCUCAUCUUCACUGAUUUUCUCUGCAUGGUGCCCAUCUCCUUCUUUGCCAUCUCUGCUGCAUUCAAGGUUCCCCUCAUCACAGUCACCAACUCCAAGAUCCUGCUGGUCCUCUUCUUUCCCAUCAACUCUUGUGCCAACCCUUUCCUGUACACUAUCUUCACCAAGGCUUUCAGGAAGGACGCGUAUCAGCUCAUGAGCGCCAUGGGCUGCUGUAAAAGAAAGGCCAGUGUUUAUCGCAUGAAGGAGGUCUACUGCUGCGAAAAUGCAGUCAGGAGCAACUUGGGAUCCAAUAAUAAAGGAUCCGGCACAGGAAUGAGGCUGGCUGACAUGCCACAAGAGAGCCAUGACAUGUUGACUGGUCAUAACAGGAAAAUGACUAAUAGUAGGCCUAUAACUAAUAACAUUGAUGGUGGAUCUGUUGAGGAAUGAGUCCUAAAACCGGGAAAUGAGUGCAUAUUUGUACUUCCAGUACCCUCGUCUCAAAUUCGUUUUUUUUUUAAUGGGUUUUUGGUUAGAUGCCUGAUAUAAGGUCUGUGGUUAACACAAGCUCAAGAGAUUUUAACGUUUUGUUCUACGAUAUAAAAUACAUCAGUAAAUAUCCUACUCGUGAAUUUUGAAACCUCUUAAAAAAGGCGGUUGCUAACAAGUGGCUGAAUGAGACUACAAAACGUCAUCAUGACGACUCGUCCUCCUUUACUGCCUCGUUGUGUGUACUUGUGUUCGUGCGACUUGGUGUAGUUCGUUUUUAGCCUAACUUUAGCUUUUUACUUCUGGAGAUUGCAUUCACACUUCAAAAAUCAUAAAAGUGGUGUUCGUUUGUGGAGAUUAUCUUGCUGAACAAAACUUGUAAGUAUCAUAAACGUAUGUUUGCCACAGAGCUUAUUUUCUCCAAUAAUCC
Messenger RNA from Sebastes umbrosus (honeycomb rockfish), 2874 nucleotides. RefSeq names its product luteinizing hormone/choriogonadotropin receptor (gene lhcgr). Gene Ontology annotation, molecular function: luteinizing hormone receptor activity. The record is from RefSeq and is a predicted model, not a curated record. NCBI's taxonomy places the organism in Eukaryota, Metazoa, Chordata, Actinopteri, Perciformes, Sebastidae. The transcript is spliced from 11 exons. Gene Ontology annotation, cellular component: membrane. Gene Ontology annotation, biological process: ovarian follicle development; phospholipase C-activating G protein-coupled receptor signaling pathway; male gonad development.